AUGUAUACGAGUCUACCUUUCUCGAUGGAGCACAUUCCUAAACAAAAGGGCUUCGGAUGCCUAUCUCUCAAGUUUGGCUGUAUAUUAUCGGGCUUAACUUUAAUUCUGUACUCCGUGCUGGUAAUAGCACACUCCUCAGCCGCCAUCGCAACAGCCUCACAGUCGCUCAAGUUCGACUGGGAAGGAGUUUUGACGUAUGGCGUUUUGGCAACUGUCAUUUUGACACAUUGUGUCACGCUGUUCCUGACAGCCAUCAUGCUUGUCGGCACUUUGAGUGAAAAACCUCACUUGAUGCGUCCUUGGCUGGUGUGGAUGUCUGUGCAGAUCAUGAUCUACGUUCUCAUGUUCGUGUUUUGGACCACAACUAACAUGGUCAGUCAUAUGGGCGACACUUCGAUGCUCGGAUACGCGUUGGAAUUUCUAACUCUCUUAAUUCGUUUCUACAUGUUGGUCCUUGUUGCAAGCUAUUACGAUUUGUUAGAAAAGGACAGAGAAUACGGAGAGAGACUCAAAAGUUUGAACAAUCAACACUGGUACAGCUCUGCUUGAUCUAGAAAUUUAAGUUUAAGGAUAACGGAAUACUCUUUUUUUGUUGUUGUUUGUUUUUAUAAUUAUUUUUUAUUUGUAACUGUUUAUUUGAAAUUGAAGACUGCUAUUAUGAACUUCUUGAGAGAAUUUAUCGCGUCAAGAGUUAGCUAGCAAGGAGCCAGUCAAACUGUAUAAUAAACUGUAUAGUGUAUUAAACUUUGCU
Messenger RNA from Bombyx mandarina (wild silkworm), 751 nucleotides. RefSeq lists its product as uncharacterized. NCBI's taxonomy places the organism in Eukaryota, Metazoa, Arthropoda, Insecta, Lepidoptera, Bombycidae. The record is from RefSeq and is a predicted model, not a curated record.